Toxotes jaculatrix (banded archerfish) is the source of this 6420-nucleotide messenger RNA. RefSeq names its product calcium channel, voltage-dependent, L type, alpha 1D subunit, a (gene cacna1da). NCBI's taxonomy places the organism in Eukaryota, Metazoa, Chordata, Actinopteri, Toxotidae. Gene Ontology annotation, biological process: calcium ion import across plasma membrane. Gene Ontology annotation, molecular function: high voltage-gated calcium channel activity. Gene Ontology annotation, cellular component: membrane; voltage-gated calcium channel complex. The transcript is spliced from 49 exons. The record is from RefSeq and is a predicted model, not a curated record. Bases 1 to 6420 code for a protein of 2139 amino acids.
AUGAGCGCCAACGGGCCCGCCCCAGACCCAGCCCCCGCGGCCCCAGAGGCCCCUCCUGCCUCUACCCCUGCCCCUGCUCCGGCCCCUGCCCCAGCGCCACCACCUGCUCCUCCAGCCCCGCCUGCCCCAGCGGCCAGUACCAUCCCGGUAGGUGCGUUGGCACAGAAGAAGCGGCAGCAGUAUGCCAAAAGCAAGAAACAGGGCAGUAACGCCAACAGCAGGCCACCGAGGGCUCUGUUCUGCCUCAACCUCAACAACCCCAUACGCAGGGCCUGCAUCAGCCUGGUGGAGUGGAAGCCAUUUGAUAUCUUUAUAUUAAUUGCUAUUUUUGCCAACUGUAUGGCCUUAGCUGUCUACGUCCCCUUCCCUGAAGACGAUUCCAACUCCACAAACCAUGACCUGGAAACAGUUGAGUAUGCCUUCCUCAUCAUUUUCACAAUUGAGACCUUUCUGAAGAUUAUCGCUUAUGGUUUGGUGAUGCACCAGAACGCGUACGUGAGAAAUGGCUGGAACAUGCUGGAUUUCGUCAUUGUCGUCAUAGGACUCUUCAGUGUUGUCUUGGAGCUUUUGACCAAAGAUGAGAAGGUAGUAGAAGGUGAUGGACCUGGUGUCCAUCCGUCAAUGCACGGGCAUGGGGGUAAACCAGGUGGAUUUGAUGUUAAAGCCCUUCGAGCCUUCCGUGUGCUGCGACCCCUGCGGCUGGUCUCAGGAGUACCCAGUUUACAGGUGGUGUUGAACUCCAUCAUUAAAGCCAUGGUCCCUCUCCUUCACAUCGCCCUCCUGGUCUUGUUUGUCAUUAUCAUCUACGCUAUUAUCGGCCUGGAGCUUUUCAUUGGCAAAAUGCACGCAACCUGCUAUAUUCCUGGCACAGAUGCGAUAGCAGAGGAGGAACCAGCUCCAUGUGCGAUCUCAGGGCACGGGCGCCAAUGCCCCAUCAAUGGCACCGAGUGCAGGGAAGGCUGGCAAGGUCCCAACGGUGGCAUCACCAACUUUGACAACUUCCUGUUUGCCAUGUUGACGGUGUUUCAGUGUAUCACCAUGGAGGGCUGGACCGACGUGUUGUACUGGAUGAACGAUGCUAUGGGCUUUGAGCUUCCAUGGGUGUACUUUGUCAGUCUUGUGAUCUUCGGCUCCUUUUUCGUUCUUAACCUGGUUUUGGGUGUGUUGAGCGGAGAGUUCUCCAAGGAGAGAGAAAAGGCCAAAGCUCGUGGAGACUUCCAGAAGCUGCGUGAGAAGCAGCAGCUGGAGGAGGAUCUAAAGGGUUACCUGGACUGGAUCACUCAGGCUGAAGACAUCGACCCCGACAACGAGGACGAGGCCGAUGAGGAGAGCAAGCGCAACCGGGUGACUCUGGCUGACCUUACUGAGAAGAAGAAAGGAAGGUUUGGGUGGUUCAGCCAGUCGUCCGACACUCAUGCGAGCGUUCCAGCCAGCGAAACAGAAUCUGUGAACACCGAGAAUCAAAACGGGGAGGAUGAAAAGACACCAUGCUGCGGACCUCUGUGUCAAAAAAUUUCAAAGUCAAAGUUCAGCCGGCGCUGGCGCCGCUGGAACAGGUUCUGCCGCAGGAAGUGCCGGUUGGCUGUCAAGUCGGUGCCUUUCUAUUGGCUGGUCAUCAUCCUGGUGUUCCUCAACACCCUUACCAUAUCAUCAGAGCAUUACAACCAGCCCCUGUGGCUGACGCAAGUGCAGGAUGUGGCCAACAAGGUGCUGUUAGCCCUGUUCACGUGUGAAAUGUUGGUGAAGAUGUACAGUCUGGGGCUACAGGCCUAUUUUGUUUCUCUGUUCAACCGCUUUGACUGCUUUGUGGUGUGCGGAGGAAUCACUGAAACCAUUCUGGUCGAGUUGGAAAUCAUGUCUCCCCUCGGUAUCUCUGUGUUCCGCUGUGUUCGUCUGCUGAGGAUCUUCAAGGUCACACGUCACUGGCAAUCUCUGAGUAACCUGGUGGCGUCUCUGCUCAACUCCAUGAAGUCCAUCGCUUCCCUGCUGCUGCUGCUCUUCCUCUUCAUUAUCAUCUUCUCCCUGCUGGGCAUGCAAGUGUUUGGCGGAAAGUUCAACUUUGACGAAACCCAGACCAAGAGGAGUACCUUUGACAACUUUCCCCAAGCUCUUCUCACUGUGUUUCAGAUCCUGACUGGAGAAGACUGGAACGCUGUUAUGUAUGAUGGGAUCAUGGCGUAUGGAGGCCCUUCCUCCUCGGGGAUGAUUGUGUGCUUUUACUUCAUCAUCCUCUUCAUCUGUGGAAACUAUAUCCUGCUGAAUGUCUUCUUGGCUAUCGCUGUGGACAACUUAGCAGAUGCAGAGUCUCUCAACACAGAUGAAGGAGACAAGAAAGAUGACAAAAAGGAUGAUGACAAAGAUGACAAGGAGGAAGAGGAGGAUAAUGAUGAUACAGCAGCAGAGGAGGAGGAUCCAGAAGUACCAUCAGGACCUCGGCCUGCCAUCUCUGAGCUGGUAAAGAAGGAGAAGAUCACUCCUAUCCCAGAGGGAAGUGCCUUCUUCAUCUUCAGCAACACAAACCCGGUUCGCGUGUUUUGCCACAGACUCAUAAAUCAUCACAUAUUCACCAACCUCAUCCUGGUGUUCAUCAUGCUCAGCUCUGUCUCACUCGCUGCUGAGGAUCCGAUCCGAAACUUCUCAGCUCGCAAUAUUAUACUUGGUUACUUUGACUAUGCUUUCACGGCUAUCUUUACUGUUGAGAUCGUUUUGAAGGUCCUAGGCUAUGCAGAUUAUGUCUUCACUAGUAUGUUUACAUUUGAGAUCAUAUUGAAGAUGACGACAUACGGAGCUUUUCUCCAUAAAGGAGCAUUCUGUAGGAAUUACUUCAACCUCCUUGAUCUGCUGGUGGUGGGAGUUUCCCUUGUCUCCUUUGGCAUUCAGUCCUCAGCCAUCUCAGUGGUGAAGAUUCUUAGGGUCCUUCGUGUUCUUCGGCCCCUGAGAGCCAUCAACAGAGCCAAAGGCCUGAAGCACGUGGUGCAGUGUGUGUUUGUGGCCAUCAGAACCAUCGGUAACAUCAUGAUCGUCACCACUCUGCUUCAGUUCAUGUUUGCCUGUAUUGGGGUGCAGCUGUUUAAGGGAAAAUUCUAUCGCUGCACCGAUGAAGCCAAGUCCAGCCCAGAAGAGUGCAAAGGCACCUAUAUUUUAUAUAAGGAUGGAGAUGUGAACCAGCCAACCAUCCACAAACGACAGUGGUUCAACAGUGACUUCAAUUUUGACAACGUCCUCAUGGCUAUGAUGGCUCUGUUCACUGUGUCCACUUUUGAAGGCUGGCCUGCGUUACUGUACAAGGCCAUCGACUCCAACAGAGAGAACCUUGGCCCCAUUUACAACUACCGUGUGGAGAUUUCCAUCUUCUUCAUCAUCUACAUCAUCAUCAUUGCUUUUUUUAUGAUGAACAUCUUUGUAGGUUUUGUGAUCGUCACGUUUCAGGAACAAGGAGAGAAAGAGUACAAAAACUGUGAACUCGACAAGAACCAGCGUCAGUGUGUGGAGUACGCUCUUAAGGCUCGUCCGCUGAGGAGGUACAUACCUAAGAACCCCUACCAGUACAAGUUCUGGUAUGUGGUGAACUCCACUGGGUUUGAGUACAUCAUGUUUGUGCUCAUCAUGCUCAACACACUCUGCCUGGCUGUGCAGCACUAUGGCCAGUCAGCAACAUUUAACUAUGUAAUGGACAUUCUCAAUAUGGUCUUCACUGCUGUCUUCACUGUGGAAAUGGUUCUCAAACUCAUCGCUUUCAAACCCAGGCACUAUUUCGCUGAUGCUUGGAACACAUUUGAUGCCUUAAUUGUUGUUGGUAGCGUCGUCGAUAUUGCUAUCACUGAAGUUAAUAAACUUGUAGAGCCAACGGAGACUCCUCAGGUGGAUGAGAUGGGGAACACAGAGGACAGUGCUCGCAUCUCCAUCACCUUCUUUCGUCUGUUUCGAGUCAUGCGGCUGGUCAAGCUCCUCAGCAGAGGGGAGGGCAUUCGCACCCUGCUUUGGACUUUCAUCAAAUCCUUCCAGGCUCUGCCAUAUGUUGCUCUUCUGAUAGCCAUGCUGUUCUUCAUCUACGCUGUCAUUGGCAUGCAAGUGUUUGGGAAGAUUGCAAUGGUGGACGGCACACACAUCAACAGAAACAACAACUUCCAGACCUUCCCUCAGGCCGUGCUCCUUCUCUUUCGGUGUGCCACUGGUGAGGCGUGGCAGGAGAUCAUGUUGGCAUGUAUGCCAGGAAAACUGUGUGACCCAGAGUCUGACUACAACCCCGGGGAGGAGAUGACGUGUGGCAGCGGAUUUGCAAUAGUUUACUUCAUCACCUUCUACAUGCUCUGCGCCUUCUUGAUUAUCAAUUUGUUUGUGGCUGUCAUCAUGGACAACUUUGACUAUCUGACACGUGACUGGUCCAUUCUCGGUCCUCACCACCUCGAUGAAUUCAAGAGAAUUUGGUCAGAGUAUGACCCUGAGGCCAAAGGCAGAAUCAAGCAUCUGGAUGUUGUAACCCUUCUUCGUCGUAUUCAGCCUCCCCUCGGCUUUGGCAAACUGUGUCCUCACAGAGUGGCUUGCAAGAGGCUGGUAGCCAUGAACAUGCCCCUGAACAGUGACGGCACAGUCAUGUUUAAUGCCACUCUGUUUGCACUGGUGCGAACAGCCCUGAAGAUCAAAACAGAAGGUAAUCUAGAGCAGGCCAACGAAGAGCUUCGGGCUGUCAUCAAGAAAAUCUGGAAAAGAACCAGCAUGAAGCUGCUGGAUCAAGUGGUGCCUCCUGCUGGUGAUGAUGAGGUAACCGUGGGGAAGUUCUAUGCCACCUUCCUGAUACAGGACUACUUUAGGAAAUUCAAGAAACGUAAAGAGGAAGGCCUGGUGGGUGCUCACCCCUCCCAGAACAACACGGCCAUUGCUUUACAGGCUGGCCUUCGCACGCUGCAUGAUAUUGGGCCCGAAAUUCGCCGAGCGAUAUCAUGUGAUCUGCAAGAUGACGAACUUGUAGACUUUAUUCCAGAGGAAGACGAGGAAAUUUAUAGGCGUAACGGCGGACUCUUCGGUAACCAUCUCAUGAAUGGUGGUCAUCGGCGAUCCAACGGGCAUCAGACCAACGCCACACAGCGACCUCUGCAGGUGCAACCUCCACCUCACUACGCCCACAUGGAGCAGCCUGUGGGACGCCUGUCUCGAGCCAACGCAAUGUCCCACCCCAACCACCAUCAUCACCACCACCACCAUCACCAUCGCCAUCACAACUCCUAUGGCAAGUCUCCCAAAUCCACCAACAUCAACCUCAACAAUGCCAACGUGUCCAGUCUACCCAACGGAGGACACCAUCGUUACUAUGAACACGCACCUCCCAAUGGCUACCCAGGUCUACGCAGCUCCUACUAUGACUACGACAAGCCCCGGACACCCCAGGGUCAAAGAAGGCGCUACUAUGAGACCUAUGUUAGGUCCCACGGAGGGGAUGGACGCCACCCCACCAUCCGCAGGGAAGAGGAGUUUGAUGAAGACCGCUUCUCUGGAGAGUAUUACAGUGGGGAGGAGUUUAAUGAGGAUGACAGUAUGCUGUCAGGGGACAGGUAUCAGAACAGUGACACAGAGUAUGAGACUCCCAAAGGUUAUCAUCACCCUGACAGUUACUAUGACGAUGAUGAGCAGCCUCUCUACCGCGACUCACGGAGGUCGCCAAAGAGACGGCUGCUUCCUGCCACACCUCAAGGUCACAGGAGGCCCUCCUUCAACUUUGAGUGUCUGCGCAGACAAAGUAGCCAGGACGAGCUUCCACAUCAGCGUACUGCUCUACCACUGCACCUUAUGCAGCACCAGGUAAUGGCUGUAGCAGGCCUGGACUCCAGCAGAGCCCACCGCCUCUCCCCGACCCGCUCCACCCGCUCCUGGGCAACUCCCCCUGCCACCCCGGCCAGUAAAGACCAGUCACCAUACUACACCCCUCUCAUCCGUGUGGACCACCCACACAGGGAGAGUGCUGCUAGCAGCCAAGUGUCUGUGCGCAAGAGCUCCUGGUAUACAGAUGACCCUGAGUUCUCCCAGAGGACGUACUCGCCUGUCCACCUGCAGGUGCCACCUGAGUACCAUAACCAGUACCACCAGAAGAGAGGCAGCGCCACCAGUCUAGUGGAGGCGGUUUUGAUAUCAGAAGGGCUUGGGAGAUAUGCCAAGGAUCCCAAGUUCGUCGCUGCCACAAAGCACGAGAUAGCAGAUGCAUGUGAGAUGACGAUAGAUGAGAUGGAGAGUGCAGCCAGCCACCUGCUGAACGGUGGGAUGGCCCCGGGAGUCAACGGAAUCAACGUGUUUCCCAUUCUGACUCCAAGGGACUAUGAACUGCAGGACACCGCAGCCAGCUACAGUGACGAGGAGCCAGAGACAGAACCCAGAGCUCCUUAUGAGGAGGACCUGGCAGAUGAAAUGAUCUGCAUCACGACUUUAUAG